CUGGCGGCACGGCCCCGCCGCUCCGGGCACUCCCGGCAGCGGCGCCGGCGGCGGCCCCGGGGAGCGGGCGGGGGCCGGUGGCGGUGGCGGUGCCGCCAUGGAGGCGUGCGAGGGCGGCGAGCAGCCGCCGCUGCUGCUGCUGCAGUGGGACCGCAAGCUGAGCGAGCUGUGCGAGCCCGCCGACCCCGACGCCCUGCUGGGACACACGCACUUCACAGAGUUCCUGGAUGAGUUCUCACCAGACGUCCUAGGCCAGCUCUUGAACGAUCCCUUCUUGUCUGAGAAGAAUGAAGUGAUGGAGGUGGAGCUGUCUCCAGCAUCCCCAGCGCCCCUCAUCCAGGCAGAGCACAGCUAUUCCCUGUGUGGGGACUCCCGGCCCCAGUCUCCCCUCACCCACAUCUCGACUGAUGACAACUUCAACGAAGCAGGUGGGGCCUGCUGCAGAUUUCACAAGUUUGGCUGCGUUUCACUGAGGACAACAAAUAAAACCUGUGAGAAGGCUUUUCAAGGUGACCUGGAAAAUGAGGAAUGGUGUCUGGGUACCGAGCUGACUCCAGCAGCAAUAAAGACUGAGCCAGCGUUGUGCGAGACAUCAGGCCUUACUCCCUCCGUCAGUCUCACUGUCACGGCCACGUCGCUGGACGGCGAGCAAGCCGAGCUGCAGGCUGAUGCCCUGAUGAAACCACUGAGCCAGAAAGUGCUUCCAGAGAUUAAAUUGGAGCCCCAUGAAGUGGAUCAGUUUCUGAACCUCUCUUCUAAGGAAGCAGUCGACCCCCUGCAUUUGCCUCCAACCCCUCCCAGCAGUCAUGGCAGUGACUCUGAAGGAGGGCAGAGCCCAGCUAGAUCGCUCCCUCCUUCAAGCCCGAUCCAGCUGCAAGCCAUGGCUAAAGUUACGUCACGCACAGCUUCAGCGCUUUCCAAUUCCCCUCUCCUGACUGCACCACAUAAAUUGCAGGGGACUGGCCCGCUCAUCCUGACAGAGGAGGAGAAGAGGACACUGAUAGCAGAGGGGUACCCAAUCCCUACCAAACUGCCCCUGACAAAGGCAGAGGAGAAAGUGCUGAAGAAAAUCCGCAGAAAAAUAAAGAACAAGAUCUCUGCCCAGGAAAGUAGAAGAAAAAAGAAAGAAUACAUGGACAGUCUGGAAAAAAAAGUUGAGAAUUGUUCAAAUGAAAAUAGUGAGCUGCGUAAGAAGGUUGAAGUCCUGGAGAAUACUAACAGAACACUUCUGCAGCAGCUGCAGAGACUCCAAGCCAUAGUUGCUGGAAAGGUGUCCCGUUCAUGUAAGGCAGCUAGCACGCAGACAGGGACCUGUCUUAUGAUGGUGGUGCUGUGCUUUGCAGUAGUUUUUGGCAGCUUCUCUCAGAGCUAUGGGCCAUAUCCUUCUGCUACAAAGAUGGUGUUGCCCAGGCAACAUUCCUCACCAGAGUCCUACACAGACUCCAUUGUGAGAUCAAGGAGUCUGCUAAUAUAUGAAGAGCCUCACCAGCUGGAGGAGUCGUCAAGCCCGAUCUCCUUUGCAGAUCGAAACGACAGGCACGCAGACAGCUCCAAGUACACGGCGCUAGCUCUGGAAGCUGUGCCGGGGAUGCAGCGGGAUGAUAUCAUGGAGUUCACAAUAGCCAAUGAGAUGAGGCUAGAGAAAUCAGUGCUGCUGGGCCUGCAGCAGCACAGAGUCAACUCUGAAAUAGAAGGAAAUGAAACACUGAAGAUAAUUGAAAUAGAUAGAAGAGUCAAUGCCACCUCUUAAAAAUAAAAAGGCCUUUUUUCUUGA
Molecule: messenger RNA, 1774 nt
Organism: Cygnus atratus (black swan)
Lineage: Eukaryota; Metazoa; Chordata; Aves; Anseriformes; Anatidae
Gene: CREB3L2
Product: cAMP responsive element binding protein 3 like 2
Exons: 13
Coding region: 98-1750 (550 amino acids)
Biological process (GO): regulation of transcription by RNA polymerase II
Molecular function (GO): DNA-binding transcription factor activity, RNA polymerase II-specific; cAMP response element binding
Source: RefSeq, a predicted model, not a curated record